This is a messenger RNA of Spodoptera exigua (beet armyworm), 948 nucleotides long. Lineage: Eukaryota; Metazoa; Arthropoda; Insecta; Lepidoptera; Noctuidae. The record is from the annotation of a GenBank genome assembly.
GUCAAUGUCAUCUUAGAAUUGUCCGGCGAAGUUGCAUUUUCAUAAAACAAGAAAUUAUUACAGUAACCAAGUUAAUUAAGCGAUUUAUAAAUACUAUAAUACUUGCAUUAUAUAAACAUGGCGCGGCGUUAUGAUACUCGUACAACUAUUUUCUCGCCGGAAGGUCGGCUUUACCAGGUUGAGUAUGCUAUGGAAGCCAUCAGUCAUGCGGGAACAUGUCUAGGUAUUUUGGCUACGGACGGCAUCUUGCUGGCUGCGGAACGUAGAAAUACAAACAAACUGCUUGAUGAAGUAUUCUUCUCUGAAAAGAUCUAUAAGUUGAAUGAUGACAUGGUGUGUUCAGUGGCUGGUAUCACGUCCGACGCCAAUGUUCUGACUAACGAACUUAGACUGAUUGCCCAGAGAUACCUUCUGCAGUAUGGAGAGUCUAUUCCUUGUGAACAACUUGUUUCUUGGCUGUGUGAUGUCAAGCAAGCCUACACACAGUAUGGAGGUAAAAGACCUUUUGGUGUGUCAAUCCUGUAUAUGGGCUGGGACAAGCACUACGGCUACCAGCUCUACCAAUCAGACCCCAGCGGUAACUACGGUGGAUGGAAAGCGACAUGCAUUGGAAACAACAGUGCGGCUGCUGUAUCAAGUCUGAAACAGGAAUACAAGGAGAAUGAGACCACCCUUGCUGAAGCCCAGGCUUUGGCCAUCAAGGUGCUCAGCAAGACUCUGGACAUGACCAAGCUGACUCCAGAGAAAGUGGAAAUGGCAACAUUGACGCGUAAAGACAACAAGACUAUCAUCCGAGUUUUAACCAGCACUGAAGUAGAGAAACUUAUUGCUGACUUUGAGAAGAGUGAGGCCGAAGCUGAAGCCGCCAAGAAGCAGCCCCCCAAGUCGUAAUUGUUCUCCUGUUUGGAAUAAGUGUUCUCAUAUUGGUCCAUUAAAUAUUUUGCAAUA